Amborella trichopoda is the source of this 534-nucleotide messenger RNA. Its product is annotated as NADH dehydrogenase [ubiquinone] 1 beta subcomplex subunit 3-B. NCBI's taxonomy places the organism in Eukaryota, Viridiplantae, Streptophyta, Magnoliopsida, Amborellales, Amborellaceae. Gene Ontology annotation, cellular component: mitochondrion; respiratory chain complex I. The record is from RefSeq and is a predicted model, not a curated record. Gene Ontology annotation, biological process: electron transport chain; mitochondrial respiratory chain complex I assembly.
GUGAGCAGUAAAGAGAGAUUGGUAUUACGGGGAGAGCGGGUUAGAGAGAGAAAGGGGGCUAGAGAGAGAAAAUGGGGAAGCCAUUAGGGAGCACGGGAGAGUUUUUCAGGAGGAGAGAUGAGUGGAGGAAGCAUCCCAUGCUCGGCAACCAGCUGCGCCAUGCGACACCUGGCCUCGGCAUUGCCAUUGUCGCCUUCACCAUUUACUGUGUUGGUGAAGCUGCCUACAAUCGCUUCUCCUCUUCUUCUUCUUCUUCCUCUUCUUCUCACUCCCAUUCACACUAGAAUGCUCGUGUCUAUGGAAGCAGGAUGUGGCAACUUUGCGUAGGAUGUUUGCAUAGAGUGCUGGAGGUUUGGAGCGAGUGCCAUACUCGUAGUUUGAGGUUUACAGAACUUGAAUAAUUAUGAGACUCUUAAAUGUUAAACUUUACUAGUCUAUCCUUGUUUUGGAUCAAAGACUCCUCUUGAAUAUUGUACAAUAGUCCUUUAUAUAUAUAUUGACAGGCACUAUAUAUGAAGAUUUGGUUAUCAUGUU